Lucilia sericata (common green bottle fly) is the source of this 669-nucleotide messenger RNA. RefSeq lists its product as uncharacterized. The transcript has 2 exons. Lineage: Eukaryota; Metazoa; Arthropoda; Insecta; Diptera; Calliphoridae. The record is from RefSeq and is a predicted model, not a curated record. Bases 110 to 595 code for a protein of 161 amino acids.
ACUUGACAGCUAUUAUUGGUUAGUAUGGUCUAGAACUCGCAGUAGAGCAAGUCGUAAUUGAUCGAGUCAAAAUAACUGCGGUGUACAAGUUUAAUUAAUUUCAGAAAUAAUGUUUAAACUAUUUGUCAUUUGUGUACUAUGCCUUCACAUAUACUAUGUGCAAGCACGUUCGAUAUCAGUCUCUCAGAUGGGGGAUGUUUAUAUUGCUAUAUCGGAUGACAAAUGGGUAUGUGAUAGAAUUGAAUGUCCCAUGGAUGCUUUUCGUUGUUUCGUUUCGAAAUCAAAUGUAGAGAAUCCCUCUGUUUUAAAACGUGUCAAUACUUGCUAUACCAAGGACAAUCAGGUGCUGGUUCAAAAAGAAUUUGAAUCAUCCGCUGAUCCUAAAUCCCGUAUUCAAGGACAAGUUACUACUACGCGUAAUGGCAGUGUAAUAACUGCUUCUAAUGGCUUAGAAAAUUACGAUGAUAAAAAAUUUAAGGCUCAAAAGAAGGAAGAAAAGGAUAAAAUGAAAGCCGACAUGAAAGCCCAAAAGGAAGAGUUAAAGGCAAAUCUAAAGAAAAUGAAAGAAAACAUUAAACACAUGUCUUAUUAUUGAAAAUCUCUUUAAAUUUUGUUGUAAUCCUAUAAAAAUAAAGAGUACUUUUAAAUCAGUAUUAUUUCAAUUAUAAA